AUGAAAAUGGCCACACCUCCACCAAAGGUGCCCUUGCUGCGGCUGCAGCCACCUCAGGAUAUCUUUCAGCGGCUUGCAGAUGCAGAGCAGCACAUUCUGGAACUGCGCUCAAGGAUCAUAGGUCUGACAGCCCUGAAUGCAGAGCUCACCCAGAAGCUGACACAUGAGGUGACGGAGACAACGGCGCUGAAAGCACUGGACGCAAGGAAUGACGAGCUGCAGGCCCAGCUCACUGCAGCCAACAAGGAGAUCACUGGCCUGCAGGCUGAUCUGGCGCUGGCAGAGAAGCUGGAGAAGAGGAUGAUGACUAAGGUGGCCACAGCCGAGAAGGUUCGAGAGGAGACAGAGAUCAGCCUGCUGAAUAGCGGCCCCAUUGGCCGCGCGCAAGUGGAGCGAGUGGCCGCUCUCAAUGCGCGCAUCGAGGAACUUGAGGCCCAGCUGUCCGGCAGGCGCCCGGCACAGAAGCUCGGCACGCCACCUCCGCGCACACCUAAGAUUGUGGCGGCAGACAAAGGCAGAGAUGGCAGCGAUCUGAUUGGCAGCAGGGAGGACAUGCAGCAGCAGAUAAGGGCUUUGACAGAGGAGCUCAGCAGCCUCAGAGCAAACCUCAUCGCAGCAGAGGAGAGGGUCUCAAUCCAGACAGAAGCAGCCCAGGCUGCCAAGCAGAGUCUGGCAGAGGAGUCAGGGAAGAGGAGCGCUCUCCAAGAACAAGUGACUGCCCUGAACAUCCGCCUGGAAGAAGCAAAUGCAAAUACUUCGCAGCAGGAGCCUGUGCCGAACAAUGCAGCUGCAAAGGGUGGCGAGGAGGUCGCGCAGCUGAUAGCUGAGAACAAGAGGCUGACAUCGCUCCUGGCUGAGGCGGAGAGGGCAGUCGAGGAGGCUGCUCACCUUCAGGACGUGCUGGAAGCGGAGAGGGAGAGCCAUGCUCUGCAGGACGGCAUCUUGGAGGAUACACUGGCCAGGCAGAGGCGGGCGGAGCAGACAGCGGCGAUGGCGCAGGAGCAGCUGGAGCAGGAGCGAUCGGCCGCGGCCGCCGCGCGUGAGCGCUCGAGAAACGCCACGGCAGGCGGCCUGGCCGACCGCGAGGAAAAAGCCGCAGUCAAGGCGCAGCUCGCUGAGCUGCAGGCAGAAGUCGCCUCCCUGCGUGCCGCUGCCAAGAACGCGGGCCAGGAGUCAGAGCAGCGUGCAUCGGAGCUGGCAGGGCUGCGGCUGCAGCACUCGUCGCUGGGCAGCACGCAUGAGGCCACCCUGAAGGAGCUGGAUGUCGUGCACAGCAGCCAUUCAAACGCAGCCAAGCGUGCGGAGGAAGCCCUUGCUGAGCUGGCCCUUGUGCGGGAUACGCAGCAAGCCCUCACAAAGCAGGCGCAGCAGCUGGCGUCGGUGCAUGCGCAGCAGGCGGCGCAGGCGCGGGCGGAGCUGGAGGAGGUACGCCGCGCGGCAGCCGACAGCAUCCGCUCCAGCUCCGUCUCCACCGAGCAGCUGCGCGAGCUGCAGGACCUGCGAGAUCGCGUGGCUGAUGCUGAUCAGGAGAGGGCCCGCUGGGCUGCCGGCACUGCUGCCGGAUCAGGUGAUGGCACGGAGCUGGAGAAGCUGCGCCUGCAGCUGAGGCAUGUGGAGGGCGAAUUGGCGGCAGCUGGCAGCACAUCGGCCGGCUUUGACGUGGAUCUUGCGAGCGUCGACGAUGUGAUUGCUCUGAAGACUCAGGUUGCCAACCUGAUGGCUGAGAUAGAAAGCGAGCGACACGCUGCCAGAGAAGUCGCGGCGCUGGCAGCAGCCAAGGCAGAGGAGGUGGAGGAGCUGUCAGAGCAGCUGGCGCUGGCGCGUGAGAUGCUGGGCAAGCAGGGGGUGCCGGUCUUCACAGCCCCCACGAGCCCUUCCUCCCAGAGCAGCGAUGGCGGCUCGCGGCCGAACUCCCCACCUGACAUUGGAACCUCCCAGCACAACCCGGGUCCUCACCGGCUGCCUCCCCGCUUCCAUGGCCCCCAGGUAGAGCAGCUGCCUCGGCGCAGCCCACGCAUGGUCAUCACCCCGAGGCAGAUCGAGGACCGCUCUGAAGAAAUCCAGAGCCUCAAGACAGAGCUGGCCGGUCUGCGAGACGAGCUGCGCACGGUGCGGGGCCAGCUGGCGAGCGCGGUGUCGGCAUCGGCGGCGGCGGAGGGGCGCGUCCGCCAGCUCAGCAGCCAGGUCAGCGUGCGGGACGCCGCGCUGGCCAAGAUGCGCGAGGAGCACGACGCCGUCGUCAGCAGCCUCAAGCAGGUGACGGCUGAGGCGGCGCAGCUGCGGCGCAACAGCGUGGACCAGGAGGUGCCGGGGCAGGAGCUGGCGGCGCUGCAGGCCAAGUACGGCGCCGUGGCCGCCAAGCACGAGGAAGCCCUGGGGAAGUUGGCCGCUCUGCAGGCCGCCAAAGAGGCCGCCGAGUCUGUCAAGGCCUCUGCGCUCGCCGAGGCCGCCUCCCACCAGCAGACCGCUCGCUCCCAUGCCAUCAGGAGCGAGGAGAAGCAGGCGGAGAUAGAGGAGCUGCGGGCCGAGGUGCGUAGGGGGGAGGCUCGGCUGCGCACGCUGCACCGCGACAUGAAGGCGCAGCAGGACAAGGCCGAGCUGCACUCCAAAUUCUCCACCCAGUACCUGACCGAGCUCGAAGACCUGCGCUCCAAGCACGCCGCCCUCCAGGAUGCGCGGCUGUAA
Molecule: messenger RNA, 2685 nt
Organism: Coccomyxa subellipsoidea C-169
Lineage: Eukaryota; Viridiplantae; Chlorophyta; Trebouxiophyceae; Coccomyxaceae
Exons: 16
Coding region: 1-2685 (894 amino acids)
Source: RefSeq, a predicted model, not a curated record